Gymnodraco acuticeps is the source of this 6067-nucleotide messenger RNA. RefSeq names its product nemo-like kinase, type 1 (gene nlk1). Lineage: Eukaryota; Metazoa; Chordata; Actinopteri; Perciformes; Bathydraconidae. Gene Ontology annotation, molecular function: MAP kinase activity; ATP binding. Gene Ontology annotation, biological process: protein phosphorylation; intracellular signal transduction. The transcript has 12 exons. Gene Ontology annotation, cellular component: cytoplasm; nucleus. The record is from RefSeq and is a predicted model, not a curated record. Bases 775 to 2199 code for a protein of 474 amino acids.
CCCACCCGGCGAAUUUAACAACUCCUCCUACUUAACAAGCUAGCCAGCUAGCCGCUGUGAAGGCGACCAUAGCUCUUUAAAAAAAUACCACUGAACAUUACAGGGCAUCCUGGAUGAUAUAUUUCAUCCAGGAAACACAAGAAACUGCCUUAAUGGGACGCUUGUUCGGCGUGUUUUACGACGCGAUGGCCAGCUAGCAGGCGGUCCCAAAGCUAGCUUGUCGGCUAGCCGGGGUAGGAGCUUCUGAGACCCUCAUCUAAUCUCGGCUUUUUUCGGCCUUUUUUAAAAUUAGUUUCCGUGCCAUUCCAAGUUUAUUUUAAACGACGUUUUAUAUGUAUGUUUGUUAGUUUAAAUGACCAAUGAAAUGUUUUCUUUUUGAAUAUGUAGGUCAAUGAACCCGACCAAUGAUAGUUAUUUGGGUCAUCCUCGGGUAUUAGCAGGAACAGCUGGUUAGCCCAGUGGCUAGCUGUUUUUAUUUAUCAGUCAUUUUUAACGAAAAAUACAAUAACUUGGAUGCACAUGUUUGUAUGAGUAGAUAUAACUCUGCAGUCUGUGUUUAUGAGGUUAUCAUCGAGUGGAACAUUUAUUUUAAUAGUUUGGAGUCGUCGCUUCACCAUCGUUAGCCAACUGAGCUAGCCGGAUCCUGUUAGCAUCCGAGCAGCUUCACUAAUUAACAAGGAAACGCGUGGAUCAUGCUGAGUUAGGAGUUGUUUCCUCCACGCCUAGCUGGUUACGUGCAGACAAAGUGUUUCUGGGGGUUUGGUGACAGAAGGGAUGGCAUUUCACGGUGCCGGCCGGCAGACCGUUGGAGACUUGUUCCCGGGCUCUGAGCUGGGCCACAAGUAUUUCUGUGUCAAUUCAUCGUGCGGAGCCCCGUCCACCGGCCUCAGCGCCACGCCGUGCCUGACCGGACCCACCGCCCCAGCCGGGACGCCCCGCCACCCCACAGCUCUUGGGGGGAGCACAGGGGGAGGGGCGGCGGUGCCUCAGCCCUACAGCAACCCAGCCAGCGAGGUGCCCAGCCCCGCUGAGAUGGAGCCCGACCGCCCCAUCGGUUAUGGAGCCUUCGGCGUUGUCUGGGCUGUUACGGAUCCACGUGACGGUCGGAAGGUGGCGUUGAAGAAGAUGCCCAAUGUCUUCCAGAACCUGGUGUCCUGUAAGAGGGUCUUCAGAGAGCUCAGGAUGCUCUGCUUCUUCAAACACGACAACGUUUUGUCCGCUCUGGACAUUUUGCAGCCUCCACAAAUCGACUGCUUUGAGGAAAUCUACGUGAUCACGGAGCUGAUGCAGAGCGACCUGCACAAAGUGAUCGUGUCUCCGCAGCCACUCACCACCGACCACAUCAAGGUCUUCCUCUAUCAGAUCCUCCGGGGUUUGAAGUACCUGCACUCUGCUGGGAUCCUGCACCGAGACAUCAAGCCUGGAAACCUGCUGGUGAACAGCAACUGUCUGCUCAAGAUUUGUGACUUCGGCUUGGCGCGUGUGGAGGAGCCCGACCCAUCGCGUCACAUGACCCAGGAGGUGGUGACGCAGUACUACAGGGCCCCCGAGGUGCUGAUGGGCUGCAGACACUACGGCUCGGCCAUCGACGUCUGGUCCGUGGGCUGCAUCUUCGCCGAGCUGCUGGGCCGACGCAUCCUCUUCCAGGCUCAGAGCCCCAUCCAGCAGCUGGAUCUGAUCACAGACCUGCUGGGGACCCCUCCUCUGUCGGCCCUGUCGGCAGCCUGCGAGGGGGCCAAAGCCCACAUCCUGAGGGGGCCACACAAACCGCCGUCGCUGUCGGUGCUGUACAUGCUGUCUGACGGAGCCACACACGAGGCGGUGCACCUGCUCUGUCGGAUGCUGGUGUUCGACCCGACUAAACGUAUCUCCGGCAGCGACGCCCUCUCCCACCCGUACCUGGACGAGGGGCGCUUGCGUUACCACACCUGCAUGUGCCAGUGCUGCUACUCGGUGCCGAGCGGGCGAGUUUACACCCGGGACUUUGAACCUGUCGCCGAGCGGCCGUUCAGCCACAGCUACGAGAACAGCAUGCUGUCCGUGUGGCAGGGCAAAGAGUUAAUCCAUCGCUUCAUCACGGAGCACCAGCAGGGCAAGCGUGUGCCGCUGUGCAUCAACCCUCAGAGUGCUGCCUUCAAGACCUUCAUCAGGUCCACUGCAUGGCACUCCUCCAAGGUGUCCAGGAAGGAGGAGAGAUGAACGUCCUCCUCUUCCUCCCGGGGAGCGGCAGCAGAGUAUGAAAAAGGAUUGAAUCGCCCGUGAGAGUCCUGAAGAGUUUGGGUCUUUUCCUUUCAGCUGUUCCCCUGGCGAGAUGCAGACGGGGAAACACUCCCAAAAAACCUCCUGAAGAUCCUCAUUACUUAUUUUACCUCCUUCAAAAUCUACAAAGUUUCAAAAUAUGAAAACUACUUCACUUUUUCUAAACGUCCCAAACAGGCGAGGCUUCGGGACUUUUCUUUUUCUCGGUGCUGAUAUGUAAAAAAAAAAGCAAAGCUGCUUGAGGAGGAAAAAGAAAGAGGAGCCGGUACUAGAGUGGAUUUUCCAUCUGUGUUAGUAGAGACUUUAAGGAAUAAUGGUUUUAAUGUUUGGUAGAGCUAGUAGAUUUCAUUCCAGCCCUGUGCAAUACGGAUUCAUUUGAACAAGCGAUGGACUGAGGACAUGGAGCGGAUCGCUUGCCCAGCGGAGUUUCAGACACUCCCGAUACGAGCGCGUACCGGAUCAGUGUUCCCGCCAAACGACACCAUACAGCGCCACGUCCUCUUUUUUUUUGGUUUUCUUUUGGAACUGCUGCGAGUCCAAGCCGCGUCAAUAAUGCAAACUAACAGAUGUAGCAGGUUCUCACCACAGUCAGUCCCCUCGUGUUUCUCCACAUCACAGCUUCGGUAGUGCUUUGAUCUUAGCGCGGCUUCGCUAAGUUCUCUGUUCCACCUUAUCAAAGGAGCAGGGACUUUUUUCCUCAGUUUGAAGUAUUUUUGUUGGAAAUUACGACAGGAACAUUUAUGACCUUUGAGGGUUAAACUCCUACAUUUUCAAGGAAAGAAAAUCAAUUAAAGUCGGAAUUCGAAGGAAAGAAAUCUGAUUCCUGACGAACAAAUGCAGAAUUCUCUGAAUUUUGAGAUUAUAAAGUGUAAUCCCAGAAAAAGGACUUUUCACAUGGUCCUAAUCCUCUUCUGUUAAUAACCCUUUCCCUGGCUUUAUCAUUGUCAUUUUGUUUGCCUACAAUGGCCCUUAUACAUCGUCGUAAAGAAAUGAUUCAAGGUUGUCUAAGAAGAUGCUCUGCAUAAAGAAAAAUGCCAAAUCGACAGAUAUUUGGCUGACUCUUUUGUGUUCUUCCCGUCUUGUUUGAAUUUUCCUGCUGACCUCCUCUGUCCCCACUUUUUGCCCACCGGCAGACAGAGAGACUUAAUUUAUUGAGUGUUUGUUGAAGAGUGUGUGUCUCCACCCUUUGUAGUUUGAAGCGGUUUACCUCAAACCUCCGGAGAACAGUGAACAGAACCUGAUGUGUGCGUACCUGUAAAGUGAAAGCCUCCCGUCAGAACUCAAACGUCAUUCCUCCAGAUUCUUCUUCUCUUUACCUCCACUUCGCCCCACCACUCUGAUUUUUUUUGAGAGAAGGAUGUUUUCUGUGAAAUGCUGCUGUUUUUUUGUUUUCGUUUAUUUUAGUUUCAGGCUCAGGUGUCCCGUUUAUAGACUAUGAACUGUACAAAGCCACAUAAGGAUGCACCAGUAUUGAUCCUGGUAUUAUUAUCAGUAAAUAACCAUUUGUCUGAUUCUACACUGUAAGAAGUUCAGCAGAAGAUGUUAAUUAUAUCUUCAUAUCUAAUUGAGUUCAUUUUCUAACUGGUGGUUUUUACAUGUUUAACCCUUUAAUUACAAACUCAACAAAUCGCACUGAAAGUGAAAUAAACGUGCAUAUAUGUGAACCGUAAUAGCAAGAAAGGUGAAAUAUUAUUACAUUUUUAAAAACAGGCAGAUUUGUUUUAGUUUAUAUUACAUUUAAUAUGCCAUGGAAUAACUCAAAUAAAUCAUCAUUUGAAAAAAAAAAGUUAUAACAGAAAAAAAGAUUAACAAGAUUAUUUUCUCAGAAAUCACAAGUCACCUCAACUACAUGGUUAAAACAAAUGUUACAAACAUUUGCAAUAUUAUAUAAGGUCACAAGUUUCUCUCAAAACUAAAAGUGUAAAUCAUGUUUACUUCCAUUAAAAUCUAUAUCUCACAUUAAAGGACUUUUUCUUCAUAAUUACUGAAGUCUAUUUAUCCUUACUUGUGAAAAUAGAAUCCGCAAAAAAAAGUUACAUCCAAAAACUUUAUGAUAUAAUUGUUCCCACAAUAUAAGCAAUAAUGAUCUUGCACAAGACGGCAGGAUUGUUAUUCUCAAUGGUUUGAUUUCUCCUCUGAACGUCAGUAAUUCAAGUGCCCUGAUGUGUAGAUAAAGCAGAAAAACAUGUAAAACCAUCAGUCUGAUCUUCUGGGUUCUGGUUCCCACCGUUGUCUGGCCCCUUUCUGACUUUAGGAACUUGUCCAGGAACUCUCUUUCUUUCUGUAAGGCACUCAGGAACAGCCUGCCACCUCACAGUUUGUCCCGUCACUUUUUUUUCAAUGUAAAGCUCCUGAAAAGACUGAAGGACUCUCCGGGUUUAGUUCCUGUUGUUCCUUCGUUUCUGGAUUGAAAAAAAAUUCUCUGCGGCCCCCGCCGGCCCCCCGGAGUAUCUUCUUCUCCAGGAUCACAGCGCCCCCCUGACUUGUAUAUCUGCAUGUGUAUAUUUAUUAUCCCAUGGAGAGCUUUUGGGUUUGAAUGCUGUGCAAUUGAUUUGAUGACGAAAACGUACAUUUUGUGGUAUUUUCUUUUUGUAUUUAAUUCAUCUUUAGGAAGUGAUUUUUAUUAGAAGUUUUUGUUUGUUGUGAUCUGAUUAGGUUUUUUCAAAAGCCAAACGUUGAGAAAAUGUUUUGAUAAUUGUUCCCUAAAUACAUUUGAAGAGCGAGUUAACCUCAACACUAAACCGAUUAUUUUUAAAUGUAAGAAGCAACGUUUCAGUGUGAUGAACACAAACGUUGCCCUCAAAAUAAACACAUUAGUCAAGAGACAACCGUAUCCUUUGAGUCUUCAAAUGCGCACCUAACCCCUUAAUCCCUUAAACUAAGCAUUUAUCUUCUCUAAACUUUCCCACUUCAAUGUAACAUUCCUCCCUCAAUAUAAGUUUUGAAUAAGUGCUUUAUUUUGUCAGAUAAACCCAAAGAAAACUCAAUUCAUAAAGACUCAAAACAAACUGAAUUUUUUUGUAAAGAAAUUCUAAAACAUUUAGUCAUGUUGCUCGAGUGAACAUCAGAAAGUAUUUUCCCUUUGAGUUUCCCAAAAGUGUCGUUUUGAAAGACUAUUUGGUGUUUUAUUGUUUUUUAAAAUGAUGUUAUAUUUCUUAUUAUUUUUUCGAGACAUUUUCUCUAAAACAGAAAAUAAUUGUAAUCACUGUAUUUGAUCAGAUAAACCCAAAGAUCAUUCAGUUUCUAGUGAUUCAGACAAUUUGCCGAAGCUGGAAAUUGAGAACGUUUGACAUUUUUCUUGAUUACCUACUAUUUUGUUGAUCCGAUAAUUAUUUCAACAUCGACAUUCAUAAAUACUAUAUUGAAAAUGCACAUUAUUAAUACAUUGAGGGAACACUUUGUUAAUCUGAAGCUCAAAUGUUCUACUUUAGGGAACAAUAGAUCAACGGUUUUCCCUUUUGGACUUUUCUUAUUUGACUUUUUUGUUUGUUUCUGUUGUGUAGAGGAAGUGUUUGAAAUAGACGCCCUCCUGCACACUGUUCACAGAUCAGACGGACAGACGACUCGUCACCUUUAGACAUUAGACUUGUUUUUCUUCUAUGAAAAGAAACUUGAUGUUUUUAUUAUUAUAAAUAUGAGACUGAUGUUUGAAACUGAUGUUUUUUGUCUUUGUUUUAGCAACAACAACAAAAAGAUUUUUUGUUUGUUUUUUGACUUGUGUUCCCAACAAAUACUUGAAUUUCUUAAAAAAAAUGUUUAGAGUUAAAGUAGUGAAUGAUAAACAAAUAAAUGGACACUGGAUAAUAUU